Molecule: messenger RNA, 559 nt
Organism: Cajanus cajan (pigeon pea)
Lineage: Eukaryota; Viridiplantae; Streptophyta; Magnoliopsida; Fabales; Fabaceae
Gene: SMP1
Product: seed maturation protein
Biological process (GO): seed dormancy process
Source: RefSeq, a predicted model, not a curated record
CACCACCUUGUUCAAAAUCUUCAUUCACAAUAUCAUGGCCAAGAGCAAAGAUGACAUAAAGUAUGGAACAGCACAAGCAAGGCUUUCCGAAGAUGAAGCAUUGAGAGUGGCGUACAAGCAUGGCACGCCACUCGAAGCAGGAAAAAUUGCUGAAUCUGAACCAGUUGACAUGUUUGCAAGUGCACACAAUGUUCCAAAGAGCCAUGGUCACACAACAACAAUGGGUUCAAACACUAGUGGCCAUAAUGAUCAUAAUGAUAAUCAAUCUCAGUUGCAACGUGACCAACAAGAAUUCACUACUGGGCCACCUCGAUUGCCCCAGAAGGGGCACCCUCCAACAAUGGGUCAUAAGUCUUAAAAUUUUAGGGCAUAUGAUGAUGAUUGUGUAGACAACCUUAUGAAGUAUGUGCACUUCUUAGGUUUGUUUUUGUCUACUCUUGUGUUGUUAAUUUCUUGUGUUAUGGUUUUCCCUAAUAUGAGUCAUGACAUGACUUAUCUUGUAUACCUAAGUUUUUCUUCACCCCACUUUUCCUAAUAAAGUAGAAAAUUUGUUUAGAAA